Molecule: messenger RNA, 2736 nt
Organism: Cercospora beticola
Lineage: Eukaryota; Fungi; Ascomycota; Dothideomycetes; Mycosphaerellales; Mycosphaerellaceae
Gene: SPB1
Product: 27S pre-rRNA (guanosine2922-2'-O)-methyltransferase
Biological process (GO): maturation of LSU-rRNA from tricistronic rRNA transcript (SSU-rRNA, 5.8S rRNA, LSU-rRNA); maturation of 5.8S rRNA from tricistronic rRNA transcript (SSU-rRNA, 5.8S rRNA, LSU-rRNA); rRNA methylation
Cellular component (GO): nucleus; nucleolus; preribosome, large subunit precursor
Molecular function (GO): rRNA (guanine) methyltransferase activity; rRNA (uridine-2'-O-ribose)-methyltransferase activity
Source: RefSeq, a predicted model, not a curated record
CACAAGUCGCAGCGACAUCGACGCCGUCUCGAGCGGCUCUUCACACAACUCGCCGCAGCUAUGGCGAUUCAAAAGAAGCACGCCAAGGCGCGUCUGGACAAAUACUAUUACCUGGCGAAGGAGAAAGGCUACCGCUCCCGUGCGGCGUUCAAGCUGAUUCAACUGAACAAAAAGUUUUCAUUCCUGCAAAACUCGAAAUGUCUAAUCGAUCUGUGCGCGGCACCCGGAGGAUGGCUGCAAGUUGCAGCAGAGAUCAUGCCACAGAAGAGCUUGAUUGUGGGUGUGGAUCUGAGUCCGAUCAAGCCCAUUCCCAAAACCAUCACGUUCCAGAGCGACAUCACCACCGAUAAAUGCCGAGCGACGAUCCGAGGACAUUUGAAGACGUGGAAAGCAGAUUGUGUAAUUCACGAUGGUGCGCCAAAUGUCGGAACAGCUUGGGUGCAGGAUGCUUUCAGCCAGAACGAGCUCGUGCUCAGUUCGCUGAAAUUGGCCACCGAAUUCCUUGCGCCGAAUGGAGCUUUUGUAACGAAGGUCUUCCGUAGCAAGGAUAGUGCCAAACUGGAGUGGAUCUUCAAGCAGUUGUUUGCGAAAGUGGAGCAGACAAAACCACCCAGCAGUAGAAAUGUGUCUGCAGAGACGUUCUACGUGUGUCGAGGGUACAAAGCGCCGAAGCACCUGGACCCCAAAUUCUUGGACCCUCAUUAUGCGUUCAUGGAUGUCAAGGAGAAGAGCGAGAGUGCAGAGGCAAAAGUCUUCAACCCAGAGAAGAAGAAAAGGAAAAGAGAAGGUUACGAGGAGGGAGACUGGACACAAUUCCACGAGGCCGCUGCAUAUGAAUUUGUGCAGUCGCAGGAUCCGAUUGAAAUGCUGGGCACGCUCAACAGGAUACACUUCCAACAGGACGGUGAGAAUAGCAUUGCGCAAGCCGCUUUGGACAAGAUGCCCGAGACCUCAGAGGAGGUGCGAAGGAAUUGUUCGGAUCUCAAAGUGCUGGGGCGCGCAGAUUUCAAGCUGUUGCUGCGCUGGAGAUUGAAGGCACGAGAGCGCUUCGGCUUGAAAGAGAAGAAGACGGACCACACAAAGGCUGCUCCAUCGCAAGACAAGGCCGAAGGUGAAGAAGGAGAAGAGGUGGCAGUAGUAGAGUCGAUGGAUGAAGAAAUGCGACUCCGGGAAGAGAUGCAAGCGUUGAAGGAGCAGCAAGAUAAACACAAGAAGAAGGAAAGGAGACGAGAGAACGAAAAGAAACAGCGGGAGAUCGUUCGAAUGCAGAUGGGUAUGACUACGCCUUCAGAAAUUGGUAUCGAGGCUGGUUUGCAAGGUGGGGAUGCCGUCUUCCAGCUGAGAGACGCGGAUAAAGAUCCUUCGAUACGCCGACAAAUAGUCAAGGGCCGCAUGACUGCUCUUGUGGAACCUGAGAAACCGCAAGAAGAGCCGAGUGAAGAUGAAGAUUCAGACGAGGACGGAGACAGACUGGAAAGGGAGCUGGACAACAUGUACCAGCAGUACCAAGAAAAACUGGAGGAUCGCGACACCAAAGCUCGCGCAAAGCGUGCACGAAAAGCCGCCGGCAAAGACCGAGAAGACGCUUUUGAGGGCUUUGACGACGACGAGGAAGCUGCGGACAGCGAUGCCAGCGAGGACUAUGCGAUGGUGCAGGAUGAGGAUAAUUCUGACUGGAGCGACGAAGAAAACGAAGGACUUACAACAGACCUACGUUCAAAACAGAAAGAGGGUGCGUUGAGCAGUCGGGCAGCGUCAUUCUUCCAGCAGGAUGUCUUUAGCGGUAUCGACGGCCUCGAUGGUCUUGACGAGGAGGACGAUGAAGAAGAUGAUGCGGAUAAGGCACGCGAUAGCGGCAUCGAUGUCGAUUCGCCAGAAAUUGGUGCUACCGCGGAAGAUGCUGCAAUGGAGCUAUCUGGUUCAGAAGACGGCGAGGACGAGGAAGCAUCAGGUUCCGAGAUCGAAGAGGUGGCUGGCGAGGACGAAGACGAUGACUGGGAAGAAGGCACCACGCGCGCAUCGUCGAGAGACGAUCAUCGAACAAAUAUCCAAAUCAGCACCGCAGAAGCUAUGACUCUCGCGCAUCAGCUUGCCACCGGAAAGGUCACGAAGCAGCAGCUCCUGGAUGACAAUUUCAACAAGUACUCCUUGCGCGAUGUGGAUGGCCUGCCGGAAUGGUUUCUCGAUGAUGAGAACAAACAUGCACGACCCCAACGUCCGGUGACAAAAGAGGCCGCUGCCGCUAUCAAGGAGAAGAUGCGAGCCGUCAAUGCACGUCCGAUCAAGAAAGUUCGUGAGGCCAAGGCACGCAAGACCCUUCGAGCCGCGAGGCGCCUCGAGAAGCUCAAGAAGAAGUCAGAGGGUCUCGCUGAAGACGGCGAGGGCACUGAGCGUGACAAGGCCAACCAGAUUAGCAAGCUCAUGGCCAAGGCCAGCAAAUCUGGGAAGAAGAAGCAGCCAGUGAAGGUCAUCCGAGCUGGCGGCCACAACAAGGGCCAAGGCAGACCGAGAGGUGUGAAGGGCAAGUAUAAGAUGGUUGAUCCACGUCUGAAGAAGGACGUGAGGGGUCUGAAGAGGGCCGAGAAGAAGCAGAAGAAGAAGUAAUCUUUAGAUAGACAGUUGAGCCAUUCUAUAUCAAAAAGUACAGGCCGCCAGCCUACAGAGGCGCAAGUUGCACCCUCGACAAGCCCGCUUUGAGCAUUCAGACCAACAUAGCAGAAAAAUUCUAUACGGAGA